This is a messenger RNA of Puntigrus tetrazona (Sumatra barb), 2232 nucleotides long. Its product is annotated as adenylate cyclase type 3-like. The transcript has 14 exons. The record is from RefSeq and is a predicted model, not a curated record. Gene Ontology annotation, molecular function: adenylate cyclase activity. Lineage: Eukaryota; Metazoa; Chordata; Actinopteri; Cypriniformes; Cyprinidae. The annotation marks the transcript as partial. Gene Ontology annotation, biological process: cAMP biosynthetic process; adenylate cyclase-activating G protein-coupled receptor signaling pathway; intracellular signal transduction.
UAUGUGUAUAUAUAUGUGUAUAUAUAUGUGUGUAUAUAUAGGCGAGUACACAUUUCCCAGAAUACCCUGGAGUGUCUGCACGGGGAGUUUGACGUGGAGCCGGGGAACGGAGGAGACCGCUGCGAAUACCUGAAGGAAAGGGGCAUCGAGACGUACUUGGUGGUGGUGCCCAAGGGCCCCGUGGGUAAAAACGGCAUCAACGGUGUAAAGCUUUCGGUGACGUCGUCUAACGGGAAUUCUCCGCUGCUGAUCAACACCACGGAGUGCAACGGGAGCGUCCACACGGCCUGCACCACACCGGAGGAGCCGGAGGAGCUGGACACACGGGUGGUGAACCCCUCGUUUCCGAACCCUCGGCGCCGCUUGCGUCUGCGCGAUCUGGCCGAGAGAGUGAUCGACGCUCAGGAGAACGAACAGGAGCUCAAUAAACUCCUCAAUGAAGCGCUGCUGGAGAGAGAGACAGUACAAGCGCUGAAAGGGAAGUACACUAAUCGUCUGUCUCUGCGGUUCACCGAUCCCGAGCUGGAGACGCGCUUCUCCGUGGAGAAGGAGAAGCAGAGCGGAGCGGCGUUCAGCUGUUCUUGUGUGGUGCUGCUCUUCACCGCUGUCAUGGAGGCUCUCGUUGACCCCUGGUUGGUUGCAAACUACGUGACUCUGGCCGUGGGUGAAGUCUUGCUGCUCAUUCUCACGAUCUGUUCACUGGCGGCCAUUUUCCCUCGGGUGUUCCCAAAGAGACUGGUGUCGUUCUCCACUUGGAUCGAUCACACGCGCUGGGCUCGCAACACUUGGGCCAUGGCGGCCAUCUUCAUAGUCACGAUGGCCGACAUAGUAGAUAUGUUGAGCUGUCGUCCUCCGGAGUCCUCCUCAACCGAGGCCACAGCGGUCACCCCGGUCACUUCGGCCGCCAGCGGCUGUUGGGAGAAUCCCAAAUACUACAGCUACAUCGCGGUGCUGGCUCUCAUGGCCACCACCAUGCUGGUGCAGGUCAGUCACAUGGUCAAGCUCACCCUCAUGCUGCUGAUCACCGGAGCCACAGGCGUGGUCAACAUCUACAGCUGGAGGGACAUCUUUGACCUGUACGACCUGACACGCUUUAAAGAAUACAGAGUUCAUCUUGUGCCCUCCAAAUACACCAUGAGUGUGAUGAUCUUCAUCAUGAUGGUCAGCUUCUACUACUUCUCCCGACAUGUGGAGAAGCUGGCUCGCACGCUGUUCCUGUGGAAGAUCGAAGUGCAUGAGCAGAAGGAGAAGGUGUAUGAGAUGCGGCGCUGGAACGAGGCUCUGGUCACUAACAUGCUCCCGGAGCACGUCGCUCGCCAUUUCCUGGGCUCCAAGAAGAGGGACGAGGAGCUCUACAGCCAGUCCUACGACGAGAUCGGAGUCAUGUUCGCCUCCAUCCCAAACUUCUCUGACUUCUAUACCGAGGAAAGCAUCAACAACGGCGGCAUUGAGUGUCUGAGGUUCCUCAAUGAAAUCAUUUCUGAUUUCGAUAGCUUGCUGUCAAAACCCAAAUUCAGUGGCGUGGAGAAGAUCAAAACGAUUGGCAGCACAUACAUGGCUGCAACGGGGCUGAAUGUGACCCCUGGACCAGAAUACGCCCAGGACCACGACCGGCAGUACAUGCACAUUGGAACAAUGGUGGAGUUCGCGUUUGCUUUGGUGGGGAAGCUUGACGUCAUCAACAAACAUUCCUUUAAUGACUUCAGGCUGCGAGUGGGAAUAAACCACGGCCCAGUAAUUGCAGGAGUAAUCGGAGCGCAGAAACCACAGUACGAUAUCUGGGGGAACACUGUGAAUGUAGCUAGUAGGAUGGAAAGCACAGGGGUGCUUGGGAAAAUACAGGUUACCGAGGAGACGAGGCGGAUCUUGCAGACGUUGGGCUACAUGUGCUCCUGUCGAGGGAUCAUCAACGUGAAGGGCAAAGGGGAUCUCAAAACCUUCUUCGUUCACACUGAGAUGACACGAUCCUUAUCACAAGGGAAUGUAAUGCCUUGAACACACCAGUCAGUCAUUGACCUGAUUAAAACAUGUACAGUUCAAUAUAACGUUGGCCUACUGUAGUGGAGCUCUACAGCGUUCUGUUUGCACCACAUACACUAGAUUAUUUGCAUUGCUUUAUAAGUAAUGGAUGGCUCAGAGGCUCUGUGUAACCCAGACUUGUAUUUGUGUGUUGCUCAAUCCAUAAUUUAAAUCAGCAGAGAUUUUGUAAAAUAAAGACACUUAACAAAGGUG